This is a messenger RNA of Rattus rattus (black rat), 2852 nucleotides long. RefSeq names its product superoxide dismutase 2 (gene Sod2). Gene Ontology annotation, molecular function: metal ion binding; superoxide dismutase activity. Gene Ontology annotation, biological process: superoxide metabolic process. Gene Ontology annotation, cellular component: mitochondrion. The coding region runs from base 193 to 861 and encodes 222 amino acids. The transcript is spliced from 5 exons. NCBI's taxonomy places the organism in Eukaryota, Metazoa, Chordata, Mammalia, Rodentia, Muridae. The record is from RefSeq and is a predicted model, not a curated record.
UUCCCUGUGUGCCGCUCUGUUACAAGCUGGGCCGUCCCUGUCGCGGUCCUCCCCUCCGUUGAUGGGCGCUGCCGGCAGGGUCAGCGCCUAGUUGUGUCCUUGCGGACGCCCGGCGGACGCCGCAGAGCAGACGCGCGGCUGCUAGCGAACGGCCGUGUUCUGAGGAGAGCAGCGGUCGUGAGCGCCUCAGCAAUGUUGUGUCGGGCGGCGUGCAGCGCGGGCAGAAGUCUGGGCCCCGCGGCCAGUGUUGCGGGCUCCCGGCACAAGCACAGCCUCCCCGACCUGCCUUACGACUAUGGCGCGCUGGAGCCGCACAUUAACGCGCAGAUCAUGCAGCUGCACCACAGCAAGCACCACGCGACCUACGUGAACAAUCUGAACGUCACCGAGGAGAAGUACCACGAGGCGCUGGCCAAGGGAGAUGUUACGACUCAGGUUGCUCUUCAGCCUGCACUGAAGUUCAAUGGCGGGGGCCACAUCAACCACAGCAUUUUCUGGACAAACCUGAGCCCUAAGGGUGGUGGAGAACCCAAAGGAGAGUUGCUGGAGGCUAUCAAGCGUGACUUUGGGUCCUUUGAGAAGUUUAAGGAGAAAUUAACAGCCGUGUCUGUGGGAGUCCAAGGUUCAGGCUGGGGCUGGCUUGGCUUCAAUAAGGAGCAAGGUCGCUUACAGAUUGCCGCCUGCUCUAAUCAGGACCCACUGCAAGGAACCACAGGCCUUAUUCCACUGCUGGGGAUUGACGUGUGGGAGCACGCUUACUAUCUUCAGUAUAAAAACGUCAGACCUGACUAUCUGAAAGCCAUUUGGAAUGUAAUCAACUGGGAGAAUGUUAGCCAAAGAUACAUAGUUUGCAAGAAGUGAAGCCCUUCGGCCAGGCUGUGUGUCAGGCCCGUGGUGGGUGUUUUGUAGUAGUGUAGAGCAUUGCAGCACUGUGGCUGAGCUGUUGUAAUCUUCAUUGAUGCCUAUCCACAUAUGUGUAAGCAUACAGUUAUGAUAAUUUCUUAAUUAAAUGUAUUGUUAGGCAACUGUUUGAGAACAGUACAUACUUGGUGUGAGCUGCUCUUGAUUGAACAUUUUCAUUAGAGGCUUGAAUUGCUUGGACGCUGUCACUGUCAUCAUAAGGCCAUCAAAGAUAUUCCAUCUCUGUGUUGGGGCCUGUGGGGAGGCUGUAAUCCUGUUCUACUGCAGUUAGGAAAAAAAUGAGUUAUCCCCCCCCCCCCCAGAAUUGUUGAAUAAUAAAAAAGAGAACUGAAUAGUUCUCUUUUCUGUUAAAAAUUGCUGUUUUUCAUAAGUAAUCCUUUGUUUAGCAGAUAUCACCUAGUGGUCUUUAUUUAUGGCCACAGUUUCACAGAAACACCAUUUUUUCACUUGAAACGUGUAACUAGGCUAAGGAUGGAUGAAGUGGUAGAGCCUUUGCCUGUCUUAUGUGAGGCCCUGGGCUCUACCUCACUACUGAAAACAAAUCACAGACCCACAGCUCGGCUCCUGACUGACAACUGUUGACAACUGUUAAUUCGGAGAGGAGUGAAAUUGUGCCUCUGGGUUUUUUUAUAGGCUGAGAUGCAAAAAACGUUAAUCUUGUCUUUUAAAACCGACUGUGUAUUGUAUGAAAGUGCUCAAGAUGGACAAAGUAUGCAGGGCCUGUCCAUGACGUCAGCAUGGGGACUAGGCCACAGGGCAUUCAGGGAAGCCGUUCAGCCCCAUUAAUUGUGUAUCUCAGGAGAACUGGAGCCUGGGUGAGGUGGCACCUUUCUCAGUAGAGGCAAACGGGUUUCUGAGUGAGGUCAGUAGGGUGUCUGAGAACAUUAGUUUUCAGAGACAUGUAUUUUCAUUUUUUCUGCAGUCUCAAGAACUUAUACUCACAAGAGGGCCUUUGUGUUGUUAUUCAAUAGGAGGACACCCUUUCCCUGACAAGGCGCACAGUGUUUCCGAUUGUGUUCCUGUGCAGCAUUUGGGUGUAGAGCUGUGCACUGUUGAAAUGCCUUUGUGAAUUUGCCUUUUCACAUUUCAUCUCACCAUCUUCCUUGUUUUCUUUACUGACUAUGUAAUGUUUUAUCAGUUGGGUAUUACUGAAUAGUUUGUUUGUGUUUAAUUGCUGUUUAUUACCAAAAAGGCUGUGGUCAGCAACCCCAGGCAUGCACAUUACUUCUUAAUGGAGUAUUUUUUAAAGGUUUAUUUUAAUUUUAAUUAUGUGUGUCUGUGUAUGUUCUGUUCAUUGUCCCCAUGGAAGACAGAAGAAAUUGUUGGGUCUGGGUCCCUUGGAGCUGGAGUGGUGCCCAUGAGCUGGGACUUGACGGGGAUCAUCCUCGAGAGCAAUAAGCACUUAACCACUGAGCCCCCUGGAAUUUUUUUUUUCUAAAUAUUGAGUUUUUUCUUAAACCUAUUUUGUAAUUUGUCCCAAGUUAUUUUCAAAUCCUCGCCUCAAGUAUAUUUUUCUUUUUCUUUUUAAUGGAAAAAUGGAGUGACUUAGCAGUUUCAAUAUUGAAGACUAAAGUUAAAAAAAAACAACAAACUUUAAAUUCAAAGCACUUUUUGGCACUCGGUGUAGAAGCUAGUCAGAUGUUGUGAGUGUCUGCUGAUGAAGUGACCUGUAGGAGUGAGUAGAGCCAUUGUACAGAACAGCGACUCAACUGAGCAAACGUGUCCCGUGGUUCUGCUUAGCCUUGGUUAUGAGGCUGCGAACUCUUAAACAGACCUCAGGAGAGCCUUUGAUGGUGGACUUCUGAAGACAAGUCUUUAGGCCAGAGUUUAUCUUGAGCUAACAGAUUUGCAGAGACUACUGACUUUAUAUAACUUUGACUCCUACUAACUAAGCUUUCAGAUUAAAAAACAAAAGUCAAUGUUGAAAUUUC